AUGACGAAGGCUGAAGAACUUCAGAUACAAAUUCUAAGCGCCUAUCAAAGGAUGCUGGGAGAUGAACAUCCUAUAACACAGAAUAGUAUGUUAAAUCUAGCUUCAACGUACAGAAGCCAGGAAUUACUGAAGAAGGCUGGAGAAUUUGGACCUAAGGUCCUUGGGCAAAGGGAGAAAACGUUCCACUAUGCCACAUAUUGUAUCAACAUAUUUUGCCCAGAGUUACUGGAAGCGGGCAGAAACCCUCGGGAUUAA
Nannizzia gypsea CBS 118893 is the source of this 255-nucleotide messenger RNA. RefSeq lists its product as hypothetical. Gene Ontology annotation, molecular function: protein binding. NCBI's taxonomy places the organism in Eukaryota, Fungi, Ascomycota, Eurotiomycetes, Onygenales, Arthrodermataceae. The record is from RefSeq and is a predicted model, not a curated record. The transcript is spliced from 2 exons. The coding region runs from base 1 to 255 and encodes 84 amino acids.